This is a messenger RNA of Dermacentor andersoni, 2442 nucleotides long. RefSeq lists its product as uncharacterized. The record is from RefSeq and is a predicted model, not a curated record. NCBI's taxonomy places the organism in Eukaryota, Metazoa, Arthropoda, Arachnida, Ixodida, Ixodidae.
CCAAACACUACGGACUUCCUCCUCUCCCACGCGUCCAAGCCAGCCAAAGCUUCCCGUGCGUGGAUCCACCGCCGUUUGUUGUGUCUGCUGCUGCUGUUGCUGCUCCCCCUGGGCCGCCGCAGCCGUGCCCGUCGAUUUCGUGUUUGAGGAGCCAGCCCAGACCGACGACGUCGCGACGCCGUGGCCGCGGCACCGUCCGCUCCUUCGCGAGGUUGAGCAGGGGGGCCUCAUUGGGCUAGACGUGUAUCGUCGCGUCGUGGUACGAUCUGCCUGCUUCUCGACGCGUCGCCGACCUUUCCUCCCAUGGAAUUAUCGCCGGUCGUCGGCCUCUGACAGCUGGGUGUAUUGUUCUUCGCGGCACGGCCUGACGUGGUCGACAUCAUGGCUUCGACCUCGAGCAGCGCCAGGCGCAUGCUGAGGCUGGCCAGCCAGCUGGCCCGGCCUGCGGUCAGUGUGAAACCGGCGGCGGUGGUCUCGGCCCACUUCUGCUGGCCAGUGUCGGCGCCCGGAGCCAUUGUUGCUCUGCGAGGUUUCAGCAGCGGACCACCGUGUUGCCAGAUGCAGACCACCGAGCUGUACCGCGAAGAAGCAAUCCCGCUGCAGAAGGCCGAGCAGAAGGCCACCGUGGUCCACGAGGGACCCUACAAAGAACGGCACGUCACGGUACACACGUGCGCCGAACUCUUCCGCGAGUGGAAGCGCAGCCGGCCCGGCUACAAGUACGUCAACGAGGCAGGCAUCAGCGUUCCGCUCACCUACAUCCACACGGGUCUGGACCGCCAGGCGGCUCCCGACGCGCCUGUCGUGUUCGCGGUGCACGGGGCGCCCGGCACGUAUCGGGAGUUCGACUCCCUGACGCCCGUGCUCGACGCACAGGGCGCGUCGGUCAUCGUGCCCACCUUGCCAGAUUUGAAUUUCAGCAUGAAAACGCAGAGCUUCUGGCACUCGGUGGAAGAGCGGACGGACCUCCUCAAGAAGUUCCUCAAGGCCAUCAAUGUUCGAGAGAUCGACAUGAUGAUUGCACACAGUAGCUCCAUGUAUCCAAUGCUCUGGCUGGCGUUACGAGAGCCAGAAAUCAAGAUUAAAUCACUAGUGUUCAUCGCCCCUUCUGGCUGCCGGAGAAUCACGCAGAUGAACCCACACUGGCUGAUGAAGAGCUUCGACGAGUGGUUCCGGGUCCCCUGGCUUCAGGAUUUCAUGUGCGGGCUUGCAGUGUAUAUCGUGCGGGUACUGGGCAAGCCCAACAACAAUCAGAUGAAGGGCACCAUCCUGUCCAUGAUCACUGUUAUGAAUUCCAAAUACGAUGAGGCAGGGCCCAUGGUGUGCGAGUUGAAACGGCGCGGAGUGCCAAUGCUGAUGCUGUAUGGUGAGCGAGACAAGCUUAUUGAUGCUGUGAUCAGCGAGGAGAUGGCUGCCAUGAUGGGUGUGCAACCAGCUCUCAUGCACGUCUACAAUGGCAGGGACGACAAAACCUCUGUCUUAUUACAGUCUGGCAAACUCGGUGGCAACUGUGAAGUAGCCUGCUUCAAGCAAGGAACACACUAUGCAUUUAAGAAGUACCCAAACAUUUUUAACAAUGUUAUACUUGAGUUCUGGAAGAGGAAUCAAAGCAGUUGUACUUGAUUUAGUGUAUGGAAUUUCACAGUGUGUUCUUUUUAGAUAGCAAUCUGAGUGGUGCCUUCAGAUUUGCCAAACAUUUUCGAGUGUUUCUGUGAGAACAUCUGUUCUUGUGCAAUCGUUUUUAAUGCCCAUUUAUUUGCACAAAUGUGUAACUUAGUUCGGUUGGAGCAAUCUGAUUGCAGGGGCACCUCAACUAUGCACUUGCUCCAUAUUAACAGGCCAUGCUUGUAUUCUCCACUAGCACCAGGAAAUGACACAGUCAAGGAGUUUUGGUAUGUGGUUGUCGCCACGACUUACGCAAGUUUCUGCAAGGCUGUGCCUAUGGUAGCUAAAAUGUCUUUCAGACUUUUUACUUACAGUUGGGAACCCUCAAGAAAGCACCAGAGUAAAAAAAAGACCAUGAAAAACCCCAAUUUCAAUUAAUUCUGUGGACAAUUAUGAGCUCAAGUGUUUGUAGGACAGUUGAAAUCUUACAGUGCUGUAUUUGUUCUGUGAUCAUGUUGUUUAUUGGCAGAGCAGAAAGACACUACGGCCAUCCACUCGUAUGCAGACGGCCGUGACGAUCAUGGCCAACGCUUGCACCAUUCUUCUAAACAUGCAAUGUUGUCAAGAGUGCAUGGUUAGAAAUGCAGGGAUCAAUAUUCAAUGAUGCUCUUACUAAGUCAUUCAUUUAUCGAAUGCCACCUGAAGUGAUACACAGCAUCCACUGUGAAUGUGGGCAUAUUUAAGAUAAACACUAAAUGCCAGCAGCUACUGUAAACCAAUGCUUAUAUACUACAUUGUUAUCUUAUCGACCAACAUAAUUAAAUGAAUUUGUUUUAC